Molecule: messenger RNA, 543 nt
Organism: Thrips palmi
Lineage: Eukaryota; Metazoa; Arthropoda; Insecta; Thysanoptera; Thripidae
Product: NADH dehydrogenase [ubiquinone] 1 beta subcomplex subunit 2, mitochondrial-like
Exons: 3
Coding region: 117-440 (107 amino acids)
Cellular component (GO): mitochondrial inner membrane
Source: RefSeq, a predicted model, not a curated record
CUGCUUGUUUUGUCGUUUCGUCUGUAGCAGUCUAACCUCUCAGCCCCAGCUGAUGUUUUUCGGGUGAAAGGGUCACUCGCACAUUAAAGUGAGAUUUAGUCCUCGAAGGAAGCAAAAUGCUGGUCUCCAGGGGUUUGCCUCUCCUCGGCCGCGCCCUUGUCAGCUCGGCGAAGAGCCCAGCUGUCCACCGAGUGGCUAUUCAAGUGCGGAACUCUGGAGGAACAUUCCGUUACCGUGGGAUCGGUGAGGCCCCAGGCAGUGAAGCGCAAGAAAGAGCAGCUGAUAUUGCGUACACUAUCUUUUGGUGGUGGGUCUGUUUCAAGUGUAUAGUGAGCUACGACCACCUUAUUGGAGAGUAUGAUUGGCCCGACGCAUCUAAGUGGACUGACGAGGAACUUGGAGUCCCCCCAGAUGAUUAUGAACCCCCAAGCCGUUCUUAGAUUUUGUAAUUAAAUACAAUUAUUGUAAAUUUUAGCCGGGCUGAUAAUAAUGUACAUAUUUUCUGGUUUCACGCAACACAUUAAAUUUAUUCAAUGCUCGUAG